AUGGCAUCUGCAGGUUUAGGUGCUUAUAUACUGUCCGGCCUUGGUCUCAAUUCCGGAGCCGAAGCCUCUUCCGUAGAGUCUAGCACGUCCUCUGUCAAUAACGGAAGCUCCGGCGGGCCAGCCUCGACAAUCAACACGUAUCAUUCAGUCAUUAAUGUCUCAACUACAAUCAGCUCUGCCAGCUCGGACAUUGCACCGAACGCAACCAUGAAUUUCCCAACAGUACCGAGCUCAUCGCAGCACACUACAGUCCGAGAGGCAUCUUCGAGCACCGUCGGCAACGCUUCUUUCGUUGGCAGUGUCACGGCGAUAUACAGGUCUUAUGUCUCAAGUACUGCCGGCAAUGUCAGCACGGUAGAGGCGAGUAGUACAUCGUACUCUGGGGUAGCCUCACUACUGUAUUCUGGUGACGGAGCAUACUCCAACCAGACUGCCAGCGUCACAAUCUCAACUCCAGGCAAUAGCAACUCGACAGGAUCGAUCCCAGCAGGAUACACUAUGCCAUCCCAAGGGUUUGGAGGGUCUAAUGCCACAGAUGGCGGUACUCUAGGCACGAGCGUCGGCCCAACCAAUGAGACUGGACCGAUAACUAGCACCAUUUUCUCCCCUUGGAUGGUACCAGCUGUGGGCAAUAGCUCAAGUUACUACUCGGCUUGCAAUGCCGAAUGGUUCAAUUUUGGAUUCGAGAACGGCUCUGUCGUCUACACAGCUGUCCCGAAUACGACUGUCUGGGCAACAGAGUACAGUGCGUCCAUCACGACACUCUGCGACGGGAAAGCUCGCAUCGUAGGCGACAUCACAUCGACUGGCGAGUCACCCAUCUUCACCACGCUAUAUGUUCCCAGUACCGUUGUCCUACCAGCACCUAGUUGCAGCAUAGGUCAGUCGGCUUGCAUCUCGAUGCAAAGCGAGUUUGUAACUGGAUGGAGCACUCUUGACCAUCCGGUCUGCACAGUCACUGGUGCUGGUGCAACGCAAGACUAUUGUGGUGCAUGCACCAUCGUUGGUGGGGUUGUACAGCUCAUGUACUUUCCUGUAACAACGAACUAUAGCAGGGAUAUGUGUGCCCCAGCCCCAGGGGCCCCCACGAUUUGUCCUUUCGGUGCUACCACUCCCGGAGCCUCUACGACUACCAACGGUAUCGCACCUGCCGUAUGCGCUUAUUUUCCGACCAACGCCACAAAGGUGGCAGAUUCGGGCAAGAGCCAGCUAUGCAUCGACUGCCGUUUCGUAGUCUCUGAUGGAUUUACCUUCUACGAGAACCGAGCUUACCUCUCCUACCAGACAGCUUUUGCCACCAACACUUGUGGCCGCCUGGGGGCGACGUAUGCUGGCGGUCUCUUGCCGGUCGCAUCUUCAGAUGUCUACAGCGUAUCCAGCUACAAUUACGAUCUUUUCGACUACGCCUACUCUUUCAACUUUGCCGACCUGAACUCUCCCAUUCCAGCAAGCGCAUAUCUCGCCAUGCCAGAUUGCGCUGGCAGUGGAAACAUGGGCGAGCUCCAAUAUCCCAACAAACUCAACGGAGUGGUUGCGCCUGUUAUGUGUAGGCAAUCCAGCUAUGUCAUAUACGAAAGUCUGUUCCAACCGGUACUGGCUGUCCCUCCUGAGAUGAGGGAUCUGGAUCCUCUUUGGUCGCAAUGUGAGCUUGGCUUAGAUGGACUUUGGGAUCCGCCCAGAGCUCUACAGCCAGCAUCGUCUGAAGCAGCGCCUACUGCCCCUGGCCAAUCGAACACAUUGACCAUUACUGCCUCGCCAGCUCAGACGCCAAACUCGCCGGCUGCUACCACGCCGGGUCCAACUAAGACUACGCCGCCGGUUCAAAGCGAUACUCAGGGCUCAUCUACCGGUGGACAACCACAAGGUGGCAGUGCUCCAUCUUCUUCUACUCGACAAGCGGAUGGGAACGACCAAUCCUCUGGAAAUGGAGGGUCGAACCCAAGUUCAAAGAUUGGAGACGGAGUAUCGUCCGCACAAAGUAAUGCUGGGUCCGUCCCUAAUGGAUCGGCAAACAAAGCAUCCGGUAUUUCGAGCAAUGGCGCAAGUAGCGACCCUUCGCAGAAUGCGUCGCCGGGCGCCGAGAUCUCUUCAGCUGACCCAGGCGGCAUCAUCAUCUCAGUCAUUGAGAAUCAGUCCACCGCACAGAGUCAAGCCAUGGGCGGUAAUAGUAAUGACGGAGGUGCGGCUACCACGCAAGGCUCAGGCUCAGGCUCAAGCAACGGCGGCGGCACGAACAAUGGUGGCUCGAAUGAUGGCUCUAGUGGAGACAGCUCAGAAGGAAGUGGAUUCAACGACUCUGGAGGGGGAAGCGUCGUGGCGACCGUGAAUUCAGGAACGUUCAUCAUGGCACCGACCUCGAACUCCGAAGGUUCUACUGCAAUCGUGGUCGCCGCGGGAGGUUCCAGCGCCACGCUGACACCAGGCCAGACCACUAGCAUUGGCGGACAGGCUGUCAGUGCGCAGUCGUCUGGUGGUGGUGUCGUUAUCGGUAGUGGUGGCAGUGCUGCCAAGACAGUACCACCUGGAAACUCCGGCGCUGGAAAUACGAACAAUGGUCAAGCUUCCGUGGUGACGGUUGGCUCAUCUGCUUUCACUGUCCUACCUACACAGUCCGCAGACUCUUCUGGAGUGGUUGUUGCCAAUGGCGGGACUACAUUUACUUUGAAACCGGGCGCAACAACAACACUCGGCGGGCAAGUGGUCAGUGCUCCAACGUCGGGCGGAGCAAUCAUCGGUACCGGAAGCACCGUGGCCACAGUACAACCUACGUCUGCAAACAAUGGCGUUAACUCGGGUGUAAUUGCCACUGUGGCAGGUCAGACCAUCUUGGCCGACCCUUCAGACCCAAGCGGCAUUAUUAUCAACGGGCAGACCCUGACAUCGGGUCAGACGACAACGAUUAGUGGCACACCUGUCUAUGUUGCAAGUGGCUCUGUUCUAGUUGGCGGCAGCAACAAGCAGCCAGCGAGUACAUAUGCCAUUCCUACAGCCGGAAGUUCGGCCGGCGGUGCAACUGUCUUGGGGACAGUGAUAGCUGAUGAUAAAACCCUGACUCUCGAGCAAGUACCGGGUAGCAGUCAGACGCUCAUCGUGGACGGCUCCUCCACCGUAACUCUUGGAAGUAAUGGUGUGGCUACCUUUGCGGGUGUGACAUUAAGCGCAGGCUCUGACAACGUAGGCUCGCCUUUCUUGGUAGUCGACGGCUCGCAGACAGUGCCGCUCAAUGGCCCAGCUACAGCAGCACCACAGGCUCUUAUCACCCUUGGUGGGGAGACCUUCACAGCCACAGAAGUCGGCGGCUCUCCAUCAGAGAUCGUCAUCGACGGCACGACACUACGCGCAGGAGGAGCCGCCGCCACGAUCGACGGCACGGUCAUCUCGCUUGGUAGUGCCGGCUUGGUCCUUGGAGGAACACAAACAAUACCAUUUACCUCCUUCCAAACGCCAGGCACAGCUCAAGAAGCUCUCGUCACUCUCAAUGGCCAAGUCUACACAGCAAGCGAGCUAAGCGAUGGCUCUUCAGGAGUAGUCAUAGAUGGCACCACACUCCAUCCGGGCGGCCCAGCAGCCACAAUUCAUAACGUACUCGUCUCGGACGGGCCAUCCGGGCUAGUGCUAGCCGGCACCCAAACCAUCCCCUUCUCCGCCAUCCAAACAGCACCCCUAGGCUACGAAGCCCUCCUCACCUUCGGAAACCAAGUCCUCACAGCCAUAGAACCACCCGGAGAAGCGUACGUCCUCCUCGAUGGCACGACACUCUCCCCCGGCGGUCCAGUAGCAACAAUCGACAGCACAAUAAUAAGCCAGCGUCCCAAUGGCCUAGUAAUCGGCGGCACGAAAACGAUCCCACCAACACCCAUACCAACCUCAUCCGCUCUCGAGGCUCUGGUUACUAUAUCAGGCGAGAUCUACACGGCAAUCGAACCCGAAGGAGCGGAUUUCGUGAUCGUGGAUGGUACUACGCUUUAUCCUGGAGGUCCAGCGAUGAUGUUAUAUGGGACUGUGAUUAGUGAUGGCCCUGACGGUUUGGUGGUUGGAGGGACGAAGACGGUGCCGUUGUCGAGGAUCCCGAGUAUGACGCCUCCGCCGACUCCAGGGACGGGUGUAUCGGUCACGCCUGCUGCUGCUGCUGCGACAGGCGGACAUAAGAAGUCUGCGUCUUCCUCUUACAGUAGCCAUGGAGCGGAUGGUGUAGUCGUGUUUCUGGCUUCGGCCGUCGCUGUCCUAUGCUUGAUGUAA
This is a messenger RNA of Recurvomyces mirabilis, 4239 nucleotides long. RefSeq lists its product as uncharacterized. Lineage: Eukaryota; Fungi; Ascomycota; Dothideomycetes; Mycosphaerellales; Teratosphaeriaceae. The coding region runs from base 1 to 4239 and encodes 1412 amino acids. The transcript is spliced from 6 exons. The record is from RefSeq and is a predicted model, not a curated record.